Messenger RNA from Mangifera indica (mango), 3572 nucleotides. Its product is annotated as MDIS1-interacting receptor like kinase 2-like. Gene Ontology annotation, cellular component: plasma membrane. Gene Ontology annotation, biological process: protein phosphorylation; hormone-mediated signaling pathway. Gene Ontology annotation, molecular function: ATP binding; protein kinase activity; protein binding. The transcript is spliced from 2 exons. Lineage: Eukaryota; Viridiplantae; Streptophyta; Magnoliopsida; Sapindales; Anacardiaceae. The record is from RefSeq and is a predicted model, not a curated record. The coding region runs from base 233 to 3334 and encodes 1033 amino acids.
AUAGAAAUUAAGAUUUUUGAGACAGUGAAAUAAGCACCAAAGUCUUCCUUGAUUUAAUUUAUAAAUAUGGUCAUUGAAAAUUGUCCAGGAGUGUUAUUUCCUUUUCAUAACAUCUAGUACCAAACUAUCACAGCCAAGACUUCUGCAAAGUCUUCAUGGCUGCCCCCGAUUUCAUGAAUUUUUAUAUAUACGAGUUCUGAUGUAGCUUUACAUUGCUGAAAUUGAAAAAACAAUGGCCUUGUCAAGCUUGAAGAGGGCAAUCUCAAUGGUCUGCAUGAUUCUGUUGGUUGUGUUUCAAUUUUCUCAGAAUGUUGCUUCUGAUUCUACUGAAGAAGCAGAAGCUCUUCUGAAAUGGAAAGCCAGCCUGCCAAACCAGAACAACUCUCUCCUGUCUUCCUGGACUCGUUCUCCUGCUAAUGCCACCAACUAUUCUACUCAUUGCACCGAUUGGUCUGGAAUUUCUUGCAACCAGGAUGGAAGAAUCAAUAAAUUCAACCUGUCUCUUUCAGAUUUAAAAGGUACUCUUGAUGAAUUAUCCUUCUUAUUAUUUCCUUUUCUUGAAUUCAUCGAUUUUGGUGUAAAUCAUCUCUUCGGUGUUAUCCCAACACAAAUAUGUAAUCUUUCAAAACUGAAAUACCUUGACUUGUCAGUCAAUCUGUUUCAUGGGAAAAUUCCCAAGGAAAUUGGCCUGCUAAGAAAUCUAGAGACCCUCCACCUGAAUAAUAAUCAGUUAAAUGGCUCAAUUCCACAGGAAUUAGGCCAAUUGACUACCCUUAAUGAUCUUACCUUGUCUAGUAACUAUUUGGAUGGUUCAAUUCCUGCUUCCUUGGGUAAUUUGAGCAACUUGGGUCGAUUCUAUCUUUAUAAUAAUUCACUUUCUGGUUCAAUUCCUCCAGAGAUUGGAAACCUCUCUAAUCUAAUUGAACUUGAUGUGAGUACCAAUAGCUUAUUUGGUCCAAUCCCUUCAAGUUUUGAAACCUUGAGAAACAUGAAUUACCUAUACAUGUACAAAAACAAACUUUCUGGUGUUAUUCCUAGAGAAAUUGGGAACAUUGAAUCUCUCCGUGCAUUAAGCCUUUAUUCUAAUAAUUUUUCUGGUUCAAUUCCAGGGUCAAUAGGUGGUCUAAAAAACCUAACCGGUCUUCAAUUGUAUAAUAAUCAACUUUCUGGACCAAUUCCUUAUGAAAUAGGAAACCUGAAGUCUCUUAUGUAUCUAGAGUUGAGUGAAAAUCAGCUUAGCGGCCAUAUUCCUCCAACUUUUGCUAAUUUGAGUAAUUUAGAAGCUCUCUAUCUCCGAAACAACUCUCUUUCUGGUCCAAUUCCAGAAGAAAUAGGAAAUUUAAAGAAGUUGGGUCUUCUGUCACUGGAUAACAACUACUUCACUGGUUCUUUACCCCAUAAUAUUUGUCAAAGUGGUUCACUUGUGAACUUCACAGUGAAUGGCAACAACUUCGAAGGUCCGAUCCCGAAGGGCUUGAGAAAUUGCACAAGCCUGAUGAGACUCCGCUUGGAAAAAAAUGAAUUUGUUGGUAAUAUAUCAGAAGAUUUUGGGAUCUAUCCACAACUGCAAUACAUAGAUCUCAGUCAAAAUAAAUUCCAUGGCGAAAUCUCAUCUAACUGGGCAAAGUGUGCAAAAUUAGGCACCCUAAAGAUUGCUGCUAAUAAUAUCACGGGCAGCAUACCAGCUGAGCUAGGUAACUUGACUCAACUUGGAAGACUAAAUCUUUCUUCAAAUCUCCUGGUUGGAGAGAUUCCGAAAGAACUUGGAAAUUUGAGUCUGCUAGAGGAGCUGAUUUUGAAUGGUAACCAAAUUUCUGGCAGUAUACCUCUGGAAAUUGGAUCUCUCUCAGAUAUUACCCGUCUAGACUUGUCGGCAAACAGGUUAAGCAAUUCAAUCCCUAGAAAUAUAGGGAACUUGUUGAAAGUCUAUUACUUGAAUUUGAGCAACAAUCAGUUUAGCCAAGAGAUUCCAAGUCAGUUGGGCAAGCUAAGUCAACUUUCAGUGCUAGAUUUAAGUCAGAACUUACUCAGGGGAAACAUACCUUCUCAAUUAUCUGAUUUGGAAGUUUUGCAGAAGCUGAAUCUCUCCCACAAUAACCUCUCUGGCUUCAUUCCAGGAGGAUUUGAAAACUUGCUAGCCCUGACUAGCAUUGACAUUUCCUUUAACGACUUGGAGGGUCCAAUUCCAAAUUCCACAGCCUUUCGAAAUGCUUCCAUAGGAGCAUUACAAGGGAACAAAGAUUUGUGCGGUGAUGUUAUCGGAUUGCAACCUUGCAAAAGUUCGAAAUCUUUCAACUCAGGCAAACACGGAUUGAGCAGAAGAUCGUUGAUCAUCCUGGCAAUUCUGCUCCCAGUUUUGGCAGUCCUUGUUUUUUCAGCUGUGCUGAUCCGAAUUCUCAGAACUUCCUGGAGAAGGAAGAGAGACUCCCAAGAAGUAGAAAGUGAUGAAAACUAUGGAGAGGUCUUUUCAAUUUCAAUUUUUGAUGGGAAAAAGAUGUAUGAAGAAAUUUUGAAAGGAACAAAUGAUUUCAGUUCAGAAUAUUGCAUUGGGAAAGGAGGUCAAGGAAGUGUUUAUAAAGCGGAACUAUCAGGCAACACUGUAGCAGUCAAGAAAAUUCAUGCUUUGUAUGCCAGUAUUGCAGAUCAGAAAGAGUUCCUAAGCGAAAUACAAGCUUUAACAGUAAUAAGGCAUCGAAAUAUUGUGAAAUUUUUUGGCUUUUGUUCACAUUCCAGACACUCAUUCUUGGUCUACAAGUACCUGGAAAGGGGCAGCUUGGCCUCAAUCCUGAGCAAUGAAAACACAGCAGUUGAGCUAGACUGGAGCAAGAGACUGAAAGUCAUAAAAGGAGUGGCCGAUGCCUUAUCUUACCUGCAUAACGACUGCUUCCCACCAAUCAUCCAUCGCGACAUAUCAAGCAAGAACAUCCUGCUGGAUUCAGAAUAUGAAGCUCAUGUUUCAGACUUUGGAACAGCCAAGCUUCUUAACCCAGACUCCUCCAAUUGGACUGAACUGGCAGGCACAUAUGGAUACGUUGCACCAGAGCUUGCCUAUACAAUGAAGGUGACAGAGAAAUGUGACGUUUAUAGCUUUGGGGUGUUGGCCAUGGAAGUGAUCCAGGGGAAGCAUCCGAGAGAUUUUCUCUCCCAAUCUUCAGGUUCUUCUGCCAACAUGAAGAUGGAGCUUGGUGAUAUGUUGGAUCCGAGGCUUCCAUUUCCCUCCCUGGAAGUUCAGAACAAACUGAUUUCCAUCAAGGAGAUGGCCCUUUUAUGCAUAGAUGGAAAUCCACAAUCUAGACCCACCAUGCAUACUGUGGCUCAAACACUCUGCAGCUAAGUCAAUUCCUUCCUCCACUAUCACACCUAUUCAUCCCCAGUGGAGGAGGAUCAGUCAAAUACAGUUUUUUUUUUUUUUUUAGGCUCUGAAUUAUAUAUUGUUGCAACAUUAUUAUUUGGAAAAUUAAAAACACCGAGACUAGAGAAGGAUAUGCAAACCCAGUUGCGAAUCCAAGAAUAAAACUAAAAUAUGUCAAAGUUGAAUAAAAGAAAAAUAUAAAUGGUCAAUGAAAAAAUAA